AAUUCAGAGUACAAAAACAAAGGGGAAUUAGAAAUUGGGAAGAAUGAGGAGAGAAAUGCUAUUUUAUAGUCGGUCGGUGCGUGUGGGCUACGCGUGGGAGUAAUACACAUAUAUCGAGCAGACCAAUCAACCCCCAGAAGGGGUAUUUUGGGUAUUUCAUUUUUAAAAAGCAGGGACAGUUUCGGAACAAGAAAAAAAAUUCUACACCUUAUUAGAGAUAUGCCAUUUUCGUAAUUAAUUGCUGAGACGAGGAGCAGUAACGUAAUUAACCAUAAAGUUACCGUUGGAACCCGUUUCAGUUUGUACAUGAAAACUGAGAAAAUUCAAGAGCGUCCAGAAGCCAACAUUCAUCGCCAACUUCGAUCCUAAUUUGGUAUAACUGAAAGAACAGAUUGAAUUGGCUAAACAAAGCACAAAUGGCAUCAACAAUUGGUCGUUUGUUUCAAGAUCAGAAUCUCAGUGUUCACUCUAAUGGAAAGGGUGGUGCAAAAACACAGAAGAAAGCUGGGUUUGGUGGAAGGAAACCUCUAGUAGAUGUAUCGAACAUUGGGAAGCCUGAUUUUUCCAAGGUGUCGAAAAAGCCUGCUCUUACCAAUGUUUCUGAAAUCAUUGCUGAUGCAAGCAACAAGAAAGGCCUUUCUAAAGCCUCGGAUAAAGUGCAGACUCGUGGCAAUCGGAAGGCACUAUCUGAUGUGUCUAACACAGUCAAGCCACCUGUGCAUAAGAAGUCAAGGGUUGCGGCACAACCACCUUGUGGUUUUGAGGAGGAAGGUUUCCUGCAUGACCAUCAACAGUGCAUCAAAUCUAUGAGAAAGGCUAAUCACAUGGAUCAAAUGGAUUUUUUUAUGAUGAUACAAGGAUCAGAUUCAUCCAAGAAGCUUCUGUCUCCAUGUGCAGCUUCUCAGUUUCUUAAAGUUGAGUUGGAUAGUCCCAUGAAGUACUUGGAUUUGAAAGAGAUGCCUGAGCUGUCUAUCAAGCUUGACUCUUCACCUCAUUGCAAGUCUCCACUAUCACCAAAUCAUACCAAGUCCAGUUGGGUUUGGGAUGAUUGUGAUUUUCAGGUGAUGGAAACACCUUAGUUUCCAAGGCACUGAUUCCCCCGUAACAGUGUAACUUUCAAACUGUGUACUAUGUGAUGCACCAUUAAUCCACUUGAAAUUGAUGUAGCCAGAGUCAUUCCAGAGGAUUUGGUUUUUGUUAGUCUGUUUCUAGUUUUUCUUUGUCCUCUGUAAAUAUCAUGUCUUAUGUUUUCGCCACAUUAAUGACACCCUCAUUGUGGAUUGAUAUAUGGAUGAUCUGACUUUUGGGAAUGAGUAUAAGAGUGAAUGUGAUGUGAAUUACCUGUCACACUUUACCUGUUUUUAUCA
Messenger RNA from Rosa chinensis, 1367 nucleotides. Its product is annotated as protein PATRONUS 2. Bases 417 to 1079 code for a protein of 220 amino acids. Gene Ontology annotation, biological process: regulation of mitotic cell cycle. The transcript has 4 exons. Lineage: Eukaryota; Viridiplantae; Streptophyta; Magnoliopsida; Rosales; Rosaceae. The record is from RefSeq and is a predicted model, not a curated record.